Oryza sativa Japonica Group (Japanese rice) is the source of this 1456-nucleotide messenger RNA. RefSeq lists its product as uncharacterized. Gene Ontology annotation, molecular function: protein binding. NCBI's taxonomy places the organism in Eukaryota, Viridiplantae, Streptophyta, Magnoliopsida, Poales, Poaceae. The record is from RefSeq and is a predicted model, not a curated record.
CCUUUCCUAAUCGUUCACGCCCUUGUACGGGUGGAAACCUAGCCAAGAUCCCCAUCGUCGCCGCCGCCGCCGUCGCCGUCGCCAUCGCCGCCGGCGGCCGCCAUUGGCAGCAGGGAAGAGGAUGAUCCGGCGAUUCUUGUACAUUGCUGACCACUGCUUUACAGGCCCCUCCCUCUCCCACAGGCUACGGCGAGUCAACCCAUCACAUCUCUUCUACCCCGAUGGCCAUCCACUAGCAACGAAACCGGAGCGAGCGACGGUGGAGGUGGAGGACGCUCGCCUGCCUCCACCCGCCAUGGCCUUCUGCUCCCCGGGCACCACGGCGACGGCCAUGGGCAUGGAGUUCAUGCGCAGGAACGACGGCAGCAUCGUCGGCAUCGACCACACCGGCCGCGCCGUCCUCUACGACCCCGCCGCGCGCGCCGUCCGCACGCUGCCCGCCCUCGCGGCGCCCAAGCUCAUGCCCGUCUCGGCCGCCGUCGGCGACGACCUGUACGUCAUGGAGACGACGCCCCUCCCCGACGGCGCCGGCUGCUUCGAGGCGCUCGUACGCCUCGAGGAUAAUCCCGCCGAGUCCGACUCCGACAAGUGGGAGGUAGGGGACAACUACCUCUGGCAACCCCUGCCGCCGCCGCCGCCGCCGCCGUCCCCGUGCGUGAACGCCUACGCCGCCGGCUUCGAAGGCUCCUCCCGCGGCAUGAUCUGCGGGUACGCGGUGGCCGGCGACGGCGACGGCGGCACGCGCAUCCUGGUAUCCACCACGACCAACGGCACCUACUCCUUCGACACCGCGAGCUCCGCGUGGAGCAAGGCCGGCGACUGGGAGCUGCCCUUCCGCGGCCGCGCCGAGCACGUCCCCGAGCACGGCCUCUGGUUCGGCAUCUCCGACAUGGAUGGCACCAUUCUCGGAGCGUGGAAUCUGUCCUCCGCGUUCCAGCAGCCGCAGCCGCCGGUGGCGAGCCUCCAGGUGAAGGGGUUCUCGGUGGAGAGCCACAGCGACGACCGGAGGAGGAGGGAGUUGGAGGUGUACGCAUCGCAGGUCGUCCACCUGGGCGGCGGCAAGCUGUGCGUCGCCAAGAUGUUCAGUGUUGAUCGCAGAGAAAGGGGUGAAAUAAAUUUCGCCAUGCUCACCGGCGUGGAGGUGGUACGCGGCCGUGGCGGGAAGCUCCGCGUCGUCAAGCACAAGUCGCGCCGUUAUAACUUCGGCCAAGACUACACCCCUGUUUAUCUACUCUAACGAGUAGAGUACUCCUACUUAGUACUGUCCUAAUAAAAACCCUUAUUUGAUUAAUCCUGCUCUUAUGCAGGAUACAUAUUCAUCGGUUAGUUUUAAAACUCUGCAUUGCAUAGCUCUGUAAACUCUGUUAGUAGAGAUGAAUGAUUUCAAGGAAGCAAUUCUAUUGUUAAGGACCUGAAAAAAAAACAUUUAUAACCUGAAAUACUUAUCAUCUGAUCA